CAUCACCAUGACGAUGAAAGCCACAAUUUCACCAGGGAUAUUAUGCUGCUCCCUGCUGCUUUUCUCCUGCCUUGCUGUUUCCAUGGUAACCACCGAUAACGAUGUCAGGAAGCUGCCGCCCGGCGGCGCCGCCUCCCCACCGGCCGGCAAACGCGCCCCCCUCUUCCUCCUCGCGGGCCGCAAGCAGCCGCCCGCCGCCGCCGGGCCCAGAGUGGCGCCCAAGAAGGCGGAGGUGGAGGACGCCGACGAUCGACCGCCGCCGCCCUUGGCCGAGCCGCCCCCCAAGCCCCUUCCCCAGACCAUGUUGCCCAGGAACGUGACGGAUGACGCCCUCAAGCCCCCGCUGGGCGCCGCCCAGGUGGCGCCGGCCCCCAGGCAGCUGGUGGACGUGGACGUGUGCAGGGGCUACUUCGACGUGAUGGGCCAGUUCGACAGCACCUUCAACUGCUCCAAGGGAAGCUACAUCUACUGCUGCGGCACGUGCCACUACCGCUUCUGCUGCGAGCACCAGCGCAACCGCCUGGACCAGGACUCCUGCACCAACUACAAGUCGCCCGACUGGGCCGAACCGCAGGUGCCCGUCACCGUGCCCGCCGACGACAAGCCCGACCCGGACUUUGAGACGCUCCAGCAGCAGAACAGCAGCACGGCCUACGUGAUCGGCGGCGUCAUCUCCUUCACGCUGGUGGUGGCCGUGGGCGUGCGGCUCGCCUUCAGUAAGGUGGCGCGCCGCCCGCGCAACCGAGACGCCAACGUGCCGAGGUCGCUGGUGGACAUCCUGCGUCACCAGUCCAGUCCCGUGCGGCACGGCGAGAGGAACAACAUGCUAACCACCUCCAACGGACGCAUGGCCAAAAACAUGUACACGCCCAUCCUCCAGAGCAAGGACAACCGCAAGCGAGGCGCCCGCAUGAACAACAUGGGCACCCCGCAGCUGUCGUGCGGCCCCAAACUCAUCGCGAGCGGCGGCAAGGGCCUCGGCGGCGGCGGCCUGGUGGCGGGCGGCGGCGCGCGGCACAGCGGCAGCCGCGCGUCCUUCUCGCACUCCUUCCACAACCUGGCGCAGCUGCCGCCGUCCUACGAAGCCGCCAUGCAGCCAGAAAUCAGCAGAUACAGCUCCCUCAAGAAGCUGGAGAAAGAGCUGGACGAGUAUUCCGGCUAUUAUUCGUCAAAGCGGCGCUCGACCAACGCGCCGCCGUCCUUCUACUCGUCGCAGCACUACCUUCCCUGGGCGGGCGACUACACGUCGGGCUCCUCCAGGGGCACCCUGCCGCUCGACGGCUCCCGGCCCCGCCCGUACGCGCCGCCGUCCGCGCCCAACCCGUACCCGCUGCCUGUGCCCGCGCAUUACGGCGGCUUCGACCGGCCGCCGCGCCGCGUGCGCUCCCAGGAUCAGCUGCUGGCGCUGGGCGAGGGCAACACGCUGUCGCGCCUCUUCAAGAACCAGCAGCAGCACUACUACCGAAACGUGAUGAUGGGCGGCAGCGGGAGGAGCGCCGCGUCGCAGACGCUGCGCAGGUCCCACGAGCGACUCCUGGUGUCCCCCGACCGCCUGGAGGACCAGCCGAUGGCCGUGGGCCUGAUGUCGGAGAGAGGCGCGGGCGGCGCGGUGCCCGCCAUGGGCCGCCUGAGCCACCACCACAAGGCCCAGUCGCAGCAGAACAUCUGCGUCACGCCCUCCGCCGAGCGCCACCACAUGAUCAAGAUGAACUCCCACCCCACGCCGGGCCACGAGCACGGCGGCUGGGACGGGGGGCACCCCAACGCCCGCCGCGCGGCCUUCGCCGGCAAGCGGCAGAACACCGUCGAGCAGCUCCACUUCAUCCCGGGCGGGGGAGGGGGCCACGCCCUGAGGACCGCCAGUAAGAACGAAGUCACCGUCUGAGGCCGGCGCGCUUUCGGGCUUCUUUUGUACGCCGCGCAACAACGAAAGUUUACCUGGCGUAUGUUUCGGCAACGCUACUCGCAUAAUCUGACAAGUACAUACACACACGUACACACAUACACGAAAACUACCCCACGUACACACAAACCAACACGUGUACACAAUGGCACACAGAUACUGACACACACUCAUCCACUGACACACACAGAUAUACAUUUACAGACUGAACAUACACACACAAACACACAACAGUAGUUGCCGAAACACGCAACGUAAGCAAAACAUAUUUUUUUUCUACCGUGUGGUAUACGAAGAACCCUGAAGUGUGUUACUUCUCAGAAGACAGGAUGAACCUUGUUACACGGCUGUGAGAGGAAACGGAGGAAGACGGGAUGAAGGAGGGAAAGAAGGAAAGGGAGCUCCCGUUUGCGUUGUCCUUCGUUUGAAGGUUUGUAUAAAAAAAAAAAAAAAUCCCAAAGUUACCUUUUUCUUCGGACGUUUGCUCCAAAGGUGCCGUGAAGGUGCGCCGACGCCGGCAGCAUUCCGACCAGCGCCGCCGCGUCCGCGCUGAGGCAACAUCCUCGCCCAAAUAUGGCGUCAUCGCCGUUGAACUUUUAACACUGAUUUUUAGCUUCAAAAUCAAACUUUUGAGUUUAAAAAAAAAAAAAAAAAAAAAAAACAUUUCAGAAGUAGAAAAAAAUUCUGCGUAACUGAAUUUCAUUAUAUAUAAUUGAGUGUAGACGAGGUCAACAUAAUGUAAAACUAAACUCGAGAAAUUAUUUUUUUUUUUUUUUCAAAAACAUUUUCCCCUUAAAAAAUGCUCAUAAGCGGGUAAUUGGGUAAAAAAAAAAAAAAAAGGGGGUAAAACAAUACCGCAAAUAAGUUAUUCUCCAAAUAACUCUGGGUCGCCCCCCCCAAAAGAAAAAAUCCACGAUUAGUUGAAUCUGUGAAUGACGAACUGCAAUCCACUGUACUGUGUAUUUUUAUUAUUAUAAUACUUUUGAGAGUUGGACUGCAACUGAUUUUUUUCGGUAAAUCGAUGAAUCGGAUUUAAAAAAAAAAAAAAACAUUUUCGGAGAAAGCCACUGUCGUUUGAUGGUUUUGGAAAUUCAAAGUUUAAUUUUGACACUCAAAAAGUUCAGUGUUAAACAAUAGAGCUCAAAUUCAGAUGGCACACACACUUUCGUAAUUCCUUCUUCUUGUGAAUUAAAAAAAGGUGUGAAGUUAUGGUCCAAUUAUUUAUUUAUUUAUUUAUUUAUUUGGGGCGACUUGGCCCGCGCGUCGGAACGCGUCCUGGCCGGACUCGACUGUAUUUUCAAGGCCCGCAUCCUACAAAAAUGGAGAAUUCCGCCAUGUCGUCGUGGUUUGUCGUCCGCGCAGCUCUCGCCGGCCAUCGUUAUCGAGCGUCAACGCUUGCGGGCGGCGGCACACUUGAUGACACUAGGGGACACUUGACACUAAGGGCUAUAUUCAACACAAAACAAUUGAUGAUCUUUGUGUGUGUCUGUGUCGGUUUGCGUGACUUUCUCGUGCGGAGGCAUGCUCGUCGUGUGCGUCUUUUUUCCGUUUGUGUGAUUCCGGAGAAACGAAAAGAGAGAGCAUACGCUUCCAUCUGGUCAUAUUUUUCUGUUCGAGCAGUGCUUCCCAAUCUUACUUGAGAAAAAUAUCACGGCACCUCGCCAAAUUAAAAUGUCAAUGUAAAAAAAAAAUCAAUACACAAUAUGAGCACCAAACAGAAUAGUGUCUUAGUGUCAGAAUAGUGACUUUGACGCUAACAUAAUAACAAAAACAAGACCGAGAAAGGGCUUUUGACGGAAAAAUGCAACUAAGAAAGAGCAUGGCUCCAGUUGAACGUCAGCGUUUGUUUUUUUUUUUUUUUUUUUUUUUAACAUGGAAUAAGCGGUAGAGAAAAUGGAUGGAUGGAUGGAUGGUGUUCGUCAUUCAUUCCAUGAACCUUUUGGCACCAUAGCGACACACGCUUUCCACACAUACACUGUUUGUACCUUACGCAUUCGGACGUGAGGUGCCUAAACUUGUAUGACAGUCAACGCGUCAGCAAUUUUCUCCCUGAAAAUCGACGGGACGAGCCCAGAUUCACGGCCUAAUCUUUAUCUUCUACUCAAAAGUGGUACUGCGAUCAAAUCCAAAGCGGCGCAACACUGCCAUCUACUGGCCUCUGUUUGUCAUUACAGUUACGUCGAAGCGUGAAUUCCACACACAAGCUGGGUAGGACCCCCUUCCAUGCCUACCCGUUUGGAAAACAUACUUAACGAGCACUUUUGUUAGUGGCAAUAAAUGGCUGGAUUCCAGUCGACGAAUCUGAGCGGCCACGGUCGUGGAUGAGUUCGCUGAAAUUAAAUCAUUUCAAAAACAAAAUUCUUUGUGAAACAGGUGGACGGGUCAAAACAAUUUGACAUAUCAAAAACGUUGGUGUCAAACGGUGCAACAUCGCAAGCAUUGAAUUGUUUUUGCAUGUCACUACACGUCGCUGGCAUAGAUAGGCGAUACAUUAUUUGUAGUUAAUAAUUAAUUAUAUAUAUAUAUAACUUAGUGAAACUAGAUGAUUUCCCACGACACACCCGAUAAGGUUGGGAGUCACUGCAUUGAACUGCCUUUUACGUACAGAUGUAUUCAAUUAUUUCCAAAACAAAAAGGAGCUGAUGUGAUGAUGAUGUCACAGCGAUGAUGUCACAAUGCGUGAGUGUGUGUGUGUGUGUGUGUGUAAACCACGGCCAUGUAAUAUUUGUAAGGCAAAGCUACUCUGCAUACCUCAAAUUGUAAAAGACUUUUUAUUUAGGACAUCCCCUCAAAUGUUGUCUUUCCAGGACAAAGAAAGGCCUCACAAUUUUUUAUUUUUUUGUGUGUGUCUUUUCAUUUUGGGUUUGUACAAAAAAAAAAAAUAAUAAUAAUGUUUGACAAUGAUAAUUACAAAUAAAUCCUUUGAAAGCUU
Messenger RNA from Phycodurus eques (leafy seadragon), 4835 nucleotides. Its product is annotated as protein shisa-7-like. NCBI's taxonomy places the organism in Eukaryota, Metazoa, Chordata, Actinopteri, Syngnathiformes, Syngnathidae. The transcript is spliced from 7 exons. Gene Ontology annotation, cellular component: postsynaptic membrane; postsynaptic density; dendritic spine membrane. The record is from RefSeq and is a predicted model, not a curated record. Bases 8 to 1885 code for a protein of 625 amino acids. Gene Ontology annotation, biological process: regulation of short-term neuronal synaptic plasticity; regulation of AMPA receptor activity.